This is a messenger RNA of Pipistrellus kuhlii (Kuhl's pipistrelle), 3615 nucleotides long. RefSeq names its product LDL receptor related protein 3 (gene LRP3). NCBI's taxonomy places the organism in Eukaryota, Metazoa, Chordata, Mammalia, Chiroptera, Vespertilionidae. Gene Ontology annotation, cellular component: plasma membrane. Gene Ontology annotation, molecular function: protein binding. The record is from RefSeq and is a predicted model, not a curated record.
AGCCCGAGCCCGAGCCCGAGCCCGAGCGGGCCCCGGGGGGCCGGAGGCGGGCCUGCCGGCGGCCGCGGCGGGCAUGGAGCGGCGGGCGGCCGCGGGGCCGGAGGGGGCGCCGGGCGCCCGGGCGCAGCUGGCGGUCGUCUGCCUGGUGAACAUUGUUCUCGCCGGCCGGCUCAGCAGCGCGGUUCCCGCUUUAGCGGCCUGCAGCGGGAAGCUGGAGCAGCACACAGAACGGCGCGGCGUCAUCUACAGCCCGGCCUGGCCCCUCAACUACCCGCCGGGCACCAACUGCAGCUGGUACAUCCAGGGUGACCGCGGUGACAUGAUCACCAUCAGCUUCCGCAACUUUGAUGUGGAGGAGUCCCACCAGUGCUCCCUGGACUGGCUCAUGCUGGGCCCGGCGGCCCCGCCCCGCCAGGAGGCCUUCCGGCUCUGUGGCUCUGCCAUCCCGCCCGCCUUCAUCUCCGCCCGGGACCACGUCUGGAUCUUCUUCCACUCUGACGCCUCCAGCUCCGGCCAGGCCCAGGGCUUCCGUCUCUCCUACAUCCGAGGGAAACUGGGCCAGGCUUCCUGCCAGGCGGACGAGUUCCGCUGUGAUAACGGCAAGUGCCUGCCGGGCCCGUGGCAGUGCAACACCGUGGACGAGUGCGGCGACGGCUCCGACGAGGGCAACUGCUCGGCGCCCGCCUCCGAGCCGCCCGGGAGCCUGUGCCCCGGGGGCACCUUCCCCUGCAGCGGGGCGCGCUCCACGCGCUGCCUGCCCGCCGAGCGGCGCUGCGACGGCUCGCAGGACUGCGGCGACGGCUCCGACGAGGCCGGCUGCCCCGACCUGGCGUGUGGCCGGCGGCUGGGCAGCUUCUACGGCUCCUUUGCCUCCCCAGACCUGUUCGGCGCCGCCCGGGGGCCCUCGGACCUGCACUGCACGUGGCUGGUGGACACGCAGGACCCGCGGCGGGUGCUGCUGCAGCUGGAGCUGCGGCUGGGCUACGACGACUACGUGCAGGUGUACGAGGGCCUGGGGGAGCGCGGGGACCGCCUGCUGCAGACGCUGUCCUACCGCAGCAACCACCGGCCCGUGAGCCUGGAGGCCGCCCAGGGCCGCCUCACCGUGGCUUACCACGCCCGCGCCCGCAGCGCCGGCCACGGCUUCAACGCCACCUACCAGGUGAAGGGCUACUGCCUGCCCUGGGAGCAGCCGUGCGGGGGCGGCCUGGAGGGCGAGGCGGGCGACGCGGGCGAGCAGGGCUGCUUCUCGGAGCCCCAGCGCUGCGACGGCUGGUGGCACUGCGCCAGCGGCCGCGACGAGCAGGGCUGCCCGGCCUGCCCCCCGGACCAGUACCCCUGCGAGGGGGGCAGCGGCCUGUGCUACGCGCCCGCCGACCGCUGCAACAACCAGAAGAGCUGCCCGGACGGCGCCGACGAGAAGAACUGCUUCUCCUGCCAGCCCGGCACCUUCCACUGCGGCACCAACCUGUGCAUCUUCGAGACGUGGCGCUGCGACGGCCAGGAGGACUGCCAGGACGGCAGCGACGAGCACGGCUGCCUGGCGGCCGUGCCCCGGAAGGUCAUCACCGCCGCCCUCAUCGGCAGCCUGGUCUGCGGCCUGCUGCUCGUCAUCGCCCUGGGCUGCGCCUUCAAGCUCUACUCCCUGCGCACGCAGGAGUACAGGGCCUUCGAGACGCAGAUGACACGCCUGGAGGCUGAGUUUGUGCGGCGGGAGGCGCCCCCGUCCUACGGGCAGCUGAUCGCACAGGGCCUCAUCCCGCCCGUGGAGGACUUUCCCGUCUACAGCGCGUCCCAGGUCUCCGUGCUGCAGAACCUCCGCACAGCCAUGCGGCGACAGAUGCGCAGGCACGCCUCCCGCCGAGGACCCUCUCGCCGCCGGCUCGGCCGCCUGUGGAACCGGCUCUUUCACCGGCCUCGGGCACCGCGAGGACAGAUCCCCCUGCUGACAGCUGCGCGCACCUCACAGACAGUGCUGGGUGACGGACUCCUCCAGCCGGCACCGGGGGCCACCCUGGACAUCCCAGCACCCCUUCCGGACACUGGCAGCCCCGGGGCAGCUGAAGACGGGCCCUCCAGUGCCCCUGUCCGUGCUCCGGAGGUGGGACCUUCUGUGCUGCCCCCCUUGAGCCUGCAGGACCCGGCAUACAGGCCGGUGGACAAGGACAGAAAGGCCUGCAGGGACCCUCUGAUGGACAGCCCAGCUUCUGUGGACACGCCUCGGGAGCCCUGCUCGGCCCAGGACCCUCACUCCCAAGCCCCCACUGCCAGCAGCACCCUAGGCCCCCACCCUCCAGAGCCACAGGGUGUCUGCAGGAGUCCCCCACACCCCUGCUCCCCAACACUGGAGGCCAGUGACGACGAGGCCCUGCUGGUCUGCUGACCCGCCAGAUGCGCUGGAGACUGCCACAGCCCCGCUUUGUAACCAGGGAAUAUACAGUUGUUUCUACCCUGCCUCUGCGUCCUUCUUUCUUGCAGUGCGGCCCCCAGAAUCCAGCCAGCUUGCCGCAUCAGCAUCCCCCCUUCUGGUGGGCAAGGCAGUGGGGCUGUGGGGCUUCAGCAGGGAGGGGAGUGGAAUGAUGAGCCCCUCGGUGGGACCCCAGCGUCCACACAGACACCUGAGGUCUCAUUUCUACCUCUCCCUUCCCCUCUCCCCCCUCCACUCUGGGAACCCAUUUCCAGAGAAGCUGGAGGACCAGGGGAGAGCUCUCUGGGGUCUUGUCUGUGGCUUCUCACUUCAUUCACCCUAGAGGGCGCCAGAACUGUGCCUGAACAGAACAUAGCUGUGGGCACAUGGAACCCGUCCACGGUAGGUCGCCCUCUGUUGGCACUAAGCUCUCCAUCCUCCCAGCAGGCCCCGGGGGAGCUGGGCUAGGAGGCCUCUGCCCCCAAACUCAUGCCUGUGGUAUAAGCCCGGGCCUGGCCAGGCUGAUGACCCUUGCCCUCUAGCUGGAAGGGCCAAUCUCCUGGGCACUGGGGCACUGAAAAUGUGGGUGGGGGUAGAGGAAGGCCGUGGGAGAGGCUGCUCGAUGCUUUCUCGGGACAGAGCUGGGGCACAAGCUGACAGUGCCAACUCCAUCCUCUCCUGUCUCAGGACCUCUGUUUCCUUUCCUGUAAACUCGGGUGAGGCAUGCGCUCCGAGGCCCUGACACUCACUCCGGGGGGAUUUAUGGGAACAAAGGCCGCUCUGGAGGGACUCUGGACUCUCCCAGGGGAUGGGAGGGGCUGAGCCUCAGCCUGGUCUUGCGGGGCCUGGGGAGGGCACACCAGCUGCUUCCCAAUCCUCCAUGUCCCUUUGGGGCAGAGGUGGCGCUGGACCCAACUGCCAGGCCCAGAGAGGAAGUGCCCGGCUCAAGUGGCAGAGCCCCCAGUGCAGGCCCCUCCUCAGCUCCUGCCGGCGCCGUCCCACCUGCUCCACAGGGGCCCUCGGAGUUAGGCCCACUCGGGACUCACCUGAGACAAGUGCACCGCCAGCCCUGUUUUACUCACAGAUCUUUCCAGGAAAAGCCCGCAGGGCCAUGCUGGCAGGGGACCUAGUCCACAUCUUAGGGCUUCCUUAUUAUAGGCCUCUAAGAGCGGGAACUUCUUUCCCAGGAAAAACAAAUUUUUUUUUUU